Jatropha curcas is the source of this 1043-nucleotide messenger RNA. RefSeq lists its product as uncharacterized. Lineage: Eukaryota; Viridiplantae; Streptophyta; Magnoliopsida; Malpighiales; Euphorbiaceae. The record is from RefSeq and is a predicted model, not a curated record.
AGCUGUGAGUAAAAGAAAAACAAACGAUGUCUCUGCUUAUUGUUCUCUGUCGAAUCUCUCUGCAGCUACAGCUUCGCUUUUCCUUCUCAGCGCAGCCAAAGGUGAACCUAUCAUGGCUAAAGUUUCAGUAUGGCCCCAUCAAAUAUGCGGACCUCCUUCAUGCUCUCUUGGGUCUAAAGAAUUCUUGAAAAUAGCAAGUUUGGAGAUUGCAAAUUUGUCCAGCUUUUACCAGCCUCAAGAUAUAUUUUAGCUGUUAGUUUAGCAACCAUGGGAGGUCCUGAAACUGAACAAAGAUUAGAUGAAUCAAAGAAACCCAGUCAAGAAAGUGGAGAUGAAAAUCAGGGAGAAGAAGAAGAGGUGGGAGAAUGUGGAUUUUGUUUAUUCAUGAAAGGGGGUGGGUGCAAAGAUGCCUUUAUAGCAUGGGAGAAUUGCAUUGAAGAGGCCGAGAACAACAACGAGGAUAUAGUGGAGAAGUGCUUUGAGGUGACUGGGGCCUUGAAAAAGUGUAUGGAGGCUCAUGCCAAUUAUUAUGAGCCAAUUUUGCAGGCAGAGAAGGCUGAAGAGGAGGCCAGAAAGAAAUCAGAUGAGGAAAAAACAACAAAUAAAUCCGAUUCAACUGUGGAUGAAAAGAAAAUGGAUUCGGCUAUAGGUUCUAAGGCGGCACCAGAAGAGGGCAAGGGCUCCUAGCGGUAAAUGAGAUGAUUUUUGUCAGAUUUAAUUUUUGCCUUGAAGAGGAUAUUGAUAUUAUUGCUUCCUUGUCAUUCUUUCAGUGCUAAAUUGCAGAUAGGCUUAUUUAAGAUUAAACUUCAAUAGCCUCAAAAUCUAGACCACAUUUUAAGAUAUUGAGCAUCAACUGUUAUGAAGCUCAUGAUUCAUGAAAAUAAGGGUUCCACAUGACAGACAAAACAACAUUAACAGUGUGUUUUGUAUGAAAAGGACACCAUAUCGAAUUCCAAAUGCAAUUUUUCGAGGUUGCUUACAAGUUGAGUGAUGAUUUAUUGAAUUCUAUAAAUUUAUAUGAAAUUUAUUUGUUGCAUUCUUAA